AUGGCAUCACCCUCAGGCAAUCAUUCCUCCAGCGCAGAUAACCCGCCUAUUUCGACGACCACUACGCUGCGGUUGCCCCCUUUUUGGCGCCAGAACCCGCGGUCUUGGUUCAGACAGGUCGAGGCCCAAUUUCAGCCUCGACAUAUCCAGUCCCAGCAGUCAAAGUAUUUUCACGUUCUGGCUGGUCUUCCUCCGGAGGUUGCGGCAGAACUGGACGACGUCCUGGCCGCAGUUCAGCUCGAUCAGGCAUACGACGUUCUGAAGACCGCCAUCUUGGAUAGAAUGGAAGUUUCCGCACGCGCAAAACUCCAGCAGCUACUCUCUGACGAAGACUUGGGCGACCGAAAGCCAUCGCAGAUGCUCCAUCGCAUGAAACAACAACUCGGCGAUUCCGCUACCGAAGCACAGCAACCCAUCUUGAGAGAGCUGUUCUUCGAAAGACUUCCACAAGCGAUGCGUGUGGUUUUGGCAUGGUCGGACGAUUUAUCCCUUGACCGACUGGCCACGUUGGCUGACCGGAUUGCGGAUUACUCAGAGCCCCCUAAGCCGUCCAUCAUGGCCGCAGCCACCUCGGAGCAGUCCCCGCGCUUGGACCGCAUUGAGCUCCAGCUCUAA
Molecule: messenger RNA, 615 nt
Organism: Ornithodoros turicata
Lineage: Eukaryota; Metazoa; Arthropoda; Arachnida; Ixodida; Argasidae
Exons: 1
Coding region: 1-615 (204 amino acids)
Source: RefSeq, a predicted model, not a curated record